Molecule: messenger RNA, 1625 nt
Organism: Bombyx mandarina (wild silkworm)
Lineage: Eukaryota; Metazoa; Arthropoda; Insecta; Lepidoptera; Bombycidae
Gene: Grasp65
Product: Golgi reassembly-stacking protein 2
Biological process (GO): Golgi organization
Cellular component (GO): Golgi apparatus
Molecular function (GO): protein binding
Source: RefSeq, a predicted model, not a curated record
AUGGGCUCCUCACACAGCACUGAAGUUCCUGGAGGUGGAACUGAGGGAUAUCAUGUUUUACGGGUUCAAGAGGGUUCACCCGGCCAAAAAGCUAAUCUUGAAGCAUUUUUUGACUUCAUUUUAGCAAUUGAGACUACCAGAUUAGACCAAGACAAUGACACGUUAAAAGAAUUGUUAAAAAACAACGUUGAUAAACCUAUCAAAAUGCUUAUAUACAGCAGUAAGACACAAUCAGUAAGAGAGGUAAUGAUCACACCAAGUGCUAACUGGGGUGGCCAAGGAUUGCUUGGUGUUAGUAUCAGAUUUUGCUCCUUCGAAGGCGCCAAUGAAAAUGUGUGGCAUGUAUUGGAAGUACAUCCGUCAUCUCCAGCAGAACUAGCUGGCCUUAGACCAUUCUCUGAUUAUAUAAUAGGUUCAGAUUCUAUUUUGCAUGAAAGUGAAGACUUAUUCACUCUCAUAGAGGCUCAUGAAGGAAGAGCUCUAAAGUUGUAUGUAUAUAAUGCAAAUGAUGAUACAUGUCGUGAGGUUCUCAUAACACCAAACCAUAACUGGGGAGGGGAUGGUAGCUUGGGAUGUGGCAUAGGGUAUGGCUACUUGCAUAGAAUUCCCAUAAGGCAUAGUCCUCCUACUAACUCUCCACAGCAACUGUACAAUCCAGGAAUGGUGUCUCAACAAACUUAUAUUCCACAAAAUACAGUAUCUCAAAACCAAAAACUAACUGUAAAUGAUGAGAAAGCCAGCCCUGUUAUUAACACGAAUGCUGAAGGGGAACAACAGAAUCCCCCUCCACCAUUUUUGACCGGAGUACCAAUGGUUACCCCUGGAAAUUUCCCAUCUCCGAAUAAGUUUAAUGAACAAUAUUUGCAGUAUCCACAGCAAAACUCUAUCGAAAACAUUGUAGAGCAGCCAACCCAACAGUCACCAUCCUCCUCUGCACAGUCUAUGGUAUCUAACAUGGCUGCAUAUUCUAGUAAUUUUGCAGAUGCAACAUUGACACAACUUGGAAGCAUACCAUCAGUAUCUAGUAUGCAGCCUCCAGCACCACUGCCCAGUCUGCCUGGUAUGCCGAUGAAUCAGCCUCAGCCAUACAUACCAAUGAUGCCAAAUUAUAGUCAGUCUCAGGCUUCUGUGACUCCAGCUGCUUUCCCUACAACUGCACCAAAUCUAGUACCUACAUUUGACAUGAGCAAUUUUGCUGCAACACCAAUACAACCACCUCCAAUUUCAACAGGAGUAUCAGUUGUAACACCUGUCUCAUUACCAGGUAUGCCUUCUAUAACAGUUAGUGCUACACUUCCCGUUUCAACUAUACAAGAAAUUCACCAGCAACAAUCAUUACACCAAAAGCAAGACUUAUUAUCAUGAAAAAUUGUUAGUUUAUUUAUGUUACGUAUUUUAAGCAGAAUUCACUUACUGGCCUUAAAUGACAUUUAUUUUAUAAAAUUGAUGAAAUGUUCAAAGAAUGCUAGACAUUUUAAUUUGCCAAUGUAUUGUUACAAAUUGUAUCUUAAUAGAUAGAUGAUAGUAAAAGGGAACCUCAAGGCUUAAUGUCUUAAUAUAUUAUGUUUUUUGCCUUACCAUUAUUGAUUAUUUAAUAAAAAUGAGAAUUAAACAUAAUGCAAACA